AUGGUGCAAUGCCAAAUUUGUGAGGAUUGGUUUCAUCCUUCGCAUGCUAUUUCUGACGUUACUGAACGCUUGAAACUUGAUAGAGAAAGGGAGGAGGAAGAAGAUGGGGGCUUUUGUUUGAUUUGUUCUCUCUGCAUUCAAAAACUUCCAUGGCUUAUUUAUUAUUCAAAUAAAAUUGAAGGAAGCGAACAACAAAAUUGUUGCAAAUUAGAAUUAUUAAAGAAUUGUUCAGAUGGAAUAAAUAAAGGAAAUGAUGGAAUUUGUUUUCCAAUUAAUUGGCGUGAUCAGCUUUGCCGUUGUAAAGAAUGCAAGGUUUUAUAUGAAGACUCGGAUUGCCAAUACCUUUUGGAAGUUGAAGAUACUUUGGAAUAUUUUGAAAAACAAAAUCGUGAACAAAUGGCUGCUAAAUCAAAUUCUCAAGAUGAUAAAAACAAAAAGAGGAAACAGGUGGAAGAUACACAAUUGCAAAGAGAAUUGGCUUUAAAAAUGACUACAGGAAUUGAACAAAUGAAGCGUCAUUGUAUUGCCUUUUUCUCACAACGUUCAGCAAGCAAACGUAACGGUGAAACAGUUAUUACUAAAGAAGAUGUUGCUGAUUGUUUUCACGAAUUGAUGGUUAAAAGACAAAAACUUAUGGAGGACGAGGAAGAAAUGGAUGCAAAAAAAUUUUCUUGGACGGAGUGA
Messenger RNA from Meloidogyne enterolobii, 684 nucleotides. The record is from the annotation of a GenBank genome assembly. NCBI's taxonomy places the organism in Eukaryota, Metazoa, Nematoda, Chromadorea, Rhabditida, Meloidogynidae.